This is a messenger RNA of Acytostelium subglobosum LB1, 1107 nucleotides long. RefSeq lists its product as hypothetical. The coding region runs from base 1 to 1107 and encodes 368 amino acids. The record is from RefSeq and is a predicted model, not a curated record. Gene Ontology annotation, molecular function: tRNA binding. Gene Ontology annotation, cellular component: cytosolic tRNA wobble base thiouridylase complex; mitochondrion. The transcript has 3 exons. Gene Ontology annotation, biological process: tRNA wobble position uridine thiolation. NCBI's taxonomy places the organism in Eukaryota, Evosea, Eumycetozoa, Acytosteliales, Acytosteliaceae.
AUGUCUGCAGAUAACAACAACAAUAACAAUGAAAAGAAGAGAGCUACUAAGCUAUGCGAAGUAUGUCUUGAUAAAAGACCUGUACUAAAGAGACCAAAGACUUCACAGAUGAUAUGCAAGGACUGUUUCUAUCAGGUGUUUGAAGAUGAGAUACAUCAAACAAUCGUUUCGAACAAUCUAUUUCAAAAGGGAGACAGGGUUGCCAUCGGUGCAUCAGGUGGAAAGGACUCUACAGUGCUGGCAGAGAUCAUGACAUUGCUCAACAAAAGACAUGACUAUGGACUAGACCUAUUCCUUUUGUCAAUCGACGAGGGAAUCACAGGAUACAGGGACGACUCAUUGGAGACUGUCAAAAGGAAUCAACAACAAUACCAGAUACCCCUCAAGAUUCUUUCAUACAAGGAGUUGUACGAUUGGACCAUGGAUGAUAUAGUAAAGGAGAUUGGACUGAAGAACAAUUGUACAUUCUGUGGAGUCUUCCGUCGCCAGGCACUGGACAGGGGCGCUGUCCUACUUGGGGCAAACAAGAUUGUCACUGGACAUAAUGCCGAUGACAUUGCAGAGACCAUCCUGAUGAAUCUGCUUAGAGGAGAUGUACCUAGACUUCAGAGAUGUGUAAACAUUGUCACAGGUAGUGAGGGUGCUUUACCGCGAUCCAAACCAUUCAAGUAUACUUAUCAGAAGGAGAUAGUGAUGUACGCCUACUUUAAGAAGUUGGACUACUUCACAACAGAAUGUAUAUAUGCACCAAAUGCCUAUCGUGGACAUGCCAGGGACUUUCUGAAGGACCUGGAGGCUAUCCGUCCAUCUGUGAUCAUCGACAUUAUCCACUCUGCAGAGAACUUUGCCUUUCGUGAUGAGACCAAGAUGCCAGUCCAGAGGAAUUGUAAUCGAUGUGGAUACAUAUGCUCAAACGAUAUAUGCAUGGCGUGUGAUCUACUGAGGAACCUCAAUGCUGGCAUGGCAAAGGUAGCAUUGACAAGUAACUCUUUGCUUAAAUUCAACAACAACAACAAUAACAAUAACAACAACAACAACAAUAAUAACAACAACAACAAUAAUAACAACAACAAUAACAACAAGGACAACAACCAAAUUGGUAGCUAA